AUGGCUGGGAGCAGGCAGGAGGUCCUGCAGUGCCUCAACAAAGCUGACACAGACAGGUUUUGGACCAAAGAUGUUUCAACUGGCAUCCUCUAUCAGAUCAGCUCAGACUCAGCUCUCCCGUGGCAGCAAGCGAGGAAAAGCUGUCAGCAGCAAGGUGCAGAACUCUUAAGCAUCACUGAGAUUCAUGAGCAGGAAUAUGUAGAAGAGCUGAUUAAAAACUUCAGUUCUACCCUCUGGAUUGGAUUGAACUCUUUGAAUUUCAACAGUGGAUGGCAAUGGGCUGGGGGCAGCCCUUUCAGAUACUUGAAUUGGGCUCCAGGAAGUCCUUUCCAGGCUCCUGGGAAACUCUGUGGACUAAUGAAUCCCAAAAAGGAUGGGAAAUGGGAAAACCAAGCCUGCAACCAGAGGCUUGGCUACAUCUGUGAAAAGAGAAACCUCAGUCCCAAGCCUGAUGUGCUACCCAAAGAGGAGCUGAAAUCCAUUACCUGCCCAGAUGGCUGGUGGCCAUAUGCAGGGGACUGCUACAGCAUUCAACGGGAGCCCAAGGCGUGGAAGGAUGCUCUGGCUUCAUGCAGGAAGCAAGGUGGAGACCUGGCAAGUGUCCACAACAUUGCUGAGUUCAGCUUCCUGGUGUCACAGCUUGGUUACAAGCCCACAGAAGAGCUAUGGCUGGGUCUGAACGACCUGAAGGCUCAGUUCUCUUUGGAGUGGAGCGACAGGACCCCGGUGACAUUCACCUCGUGGCGGCGGGGGCAGCCCAGCUACACCAAGGGGCUGGAGCGCUGCGUGGCAAUGAAGGGGCAGGAUGGGUACUGGGCAACUGAUGUUUGUGACAAAGAACUUGGUUACAGCUGUAAAAAGAAGCCUUCAUCACCAUCUUCUGGAAGAGAGAAAAUUGAGGACCCAGGCUGCCAGAAGGGUUGGAGCAGAUAUGGCUCCCACUGCUACCUGGUGGGGUCUGCCCUUCUGACCUUCUCAGAAGCAAAGAAGACCUGUGAAGGGAGCAAGGCUUACCUAGCUACUGUGGAAAGCAGGAAUGAGCAGGCCUUUCUGAUCAGUCUGGUGGGGCUGAGGCCUGAAGAGUAUUUCUGGAUUGGCCUCUCUGCCACAGAAGAAGGAGGGAGCUUCAGGUGGAGUAGUGGUGGGACAGCUCUCUUCACACACUGGAGUGCAGCAAUGCCAGGGAAGGAGCAAGGCUGUGUUGCCAUGAGAACUGGACCUGCAGCUGGAUUAUGGGAUGUUAUCAGCUGUGAGAAGACAGCAAAUUACCUUUGCAAACAGCAGGCAGCAGGAGAGCAGCCUCCUGCUCCUCCAGUGCCUGUCCCUGCAGCCACCUGUGCCACAGGCUGGGACGGAGCCUCCUGGGCAGAUUCAUGCUUCAAAUUUUUUGUGAGACAAAGGAAGGAAAUGAAGUCUUGGUUUGAGGCUGAAGAAUUCUGCAGAGAAAUAGGAGGAAGCCUGGUCACAAUCAGCUCCAGGGAAGAGCAGACUUUGCUCUGGCAGUUAGCAUCGGAUAAAGGACUGAACCAUCAGGGCUUCUGGAUUGGUUUGUUUCUCCUAAAUCCUGAUGAAGGCUUUGCCUGGGUUGAUGGUUCCCCUGUGAUUUAUGAGAACUGGGCUGAAGGUGAGCCCAACAACCAGGGAGCCCUUGAGCACUGCGUGAUGCUGGACGGCUCGCCGCAGCUGCGCUGGAAUGACCUGAGCUGUGACCGUGAGCUCAGCUGGGUUUGUGAGACCAAGAAAGGUGCUCUGCUGAAACCUGAACCAAGCUACACACCUGUAUAUCAGACCACUGCUGAUGGCUGGCUUCUGCAUGAAGACAAGCAGUACUAUUUCAGCAGAACAAAGGUCCAUAUGGAAGAAGCACAGAGAAUCUGUCAGAGGAACUUUGCAGCUCUGGUGGUCAUUGAGAAUGAAAGCAAAAGGCAGUUCCUGUGGAAAUAUAUUUACCAACGAGACAUCCUGGGCUCAUAUUUCAUUGGCUUGGUUGUCAGCUUUGAUCAGAAAAUCAGCUGGCUGGAUGGGACCCCAGUGAACUACGUUGCCUGGGCUCCACAUGAACCCAAUUUUGCCAACAAUGAUGAGAACUGUGUGAUGAUGGUACAGCCUUCUGGCUUUUGGCAAGAUGUAAGCUGUGCUGUGAGAGCUGCCUUCAUCUGUGAAAGGCACAAUUCAACUUACUCAGGAUUUGCUCCUACUGUACUUCCAGCUCUGGGAGGAUGCCCUGAAACCUGGCUUCUGUUUAACAAUAAGUGUUACAAAGUCUUUGGAUCCAGAGAAGAAGGGAGGCUGACCUGGCACUCUGCAAGGAGUGCUUGUAUAGAGCUGGGGGGAAAUCUGGCCUCUGUCCACAGUGAACAAGUGCAAGCCUUCUUCACCUUACACCUGAAAGAUGUCACCAAUGAAACCUGGAUUGGACUGAAUGACAUCAACCAAGAGGGCAAAUAUCUGUGGACAGAUGGAAGCUUGUUUGUCUAUUCACACUGGGCAAGAGGAUUCCCCUUCAGAGAUAGAUACACACAAGUUGACCACAAGUAUAUCACAAUAGAGACUGACUGCAUUGCAAUCACAAAAGGAUCUGCAGAUGAUGCAGGAGGCUGGGAAAACACUGACUGCCAGCACAAAAAAAGCUACAUUUGCCAGAUGGACAGCAAGCCCGACCUGUUUCGUUCCACAACUGCCCCAGACUCUCCUUUCAUCCAUUAUGGCAACAGCAGCUAUUUAAUCAUUCCUUCCAAAAUGAAUUGGGAAGAAGCAAGAAAAGCCUGCAGGGAGAAGUCUUCAGAGCUUGCCAGCAUCCUUGAUGUUUACAGCAAUGCAUUCCUGCUUCUGCAGGCAGCACAGCAUGCAGAGCCCUUAUGGAUUGGGCUCAACAGUAAUGUGAAUUCUGGCUAUCAGAGAUGGAGUGACAAAAGGAAGGUCACCUUCUCGAGAUGGUGCUACGCAGAGCCGAAAGAGAAAAGGGCCUGUGUCUAUCUAGGGCUCCAGGGCACCUGGAGAACUGCACCUUGCCACCACAAACACUUUCCUGUCUGCAAAAAGUCUGAAGAUGUGCUUCCCUCUGACCCCCCCCAGGGCACUGGCAAAUGCCCUGAGUCUGGCCACACGUUUUGGGUUCCUUUCCGAAGCCACUGCUAUAGCUUCAACACCGAGGAACUGAGCUGGGAGCAGUCUGUGACUCAGUGCAUCCAGCAAGGUGGUACACUGACUUCUGUAGAAGAUGUGGCUGAAUCAGACUUCUUAGCAGAGCAUGCAGACCUGUACAGAAGCAAGACAAGUGGCUUUUGGAUAGGAAUCUACAGAAACAUGAAUGGGCAGCUGCUGUGGCAAGAUAACAGUGCCCUAGAGUUUGCCAACUGGGGUGAAGGCCAGCCCGUGGGGGACCUCCUGGAACACUGUGUGGAGCUGUCUGCUGCCUCUGGCUACUGGAGCACCCUUCCCUGCCAUUCCCAGAAGGGCUUUAUUUGUAAGAAAGCAAAGACCAUCCUUGCAGCAGCUACAAGCAUGGAAGGUGCCAAAAAGAGCCAAGCACCCAGGCACAUGAAUGUGUGGGUAGUGCUUACUCUGCUCCUCAUCAUUUCAUUAGGGAUGGGAGUUAUGAUUUACUUCCUGAUCCAGGUGAGAACUCAAAGGCAGACUGGAGGAGAGGCCAGAGGCAGCAGCACGCUGGUGCAGUACAGCUAUGUCCUCACUGGAGGGGAUUCUGAGAGUGAUGCCACCCACAAAGGCAAAAAUGAGCAGAGUGUGGUCUAA
Molecule: messenger RNA, 3753 nt
Organism: Dryobates pubescens (Downy woodpecker)
Lineage: Eukaryota; Metazoa; Chordata; Aves; Piciformes; Picidae
Product: macrophage mannose receptor 1
Exons: 28
Coding region: 1-3753 (1250 amino acids)
Molecular function (GO): signaling receptor activity
Source: RefSeq, a predicted model, not a curated record